AUGUCUUUAUCUUUGAUGGCGGUGAUUUCCUUCUCAGUCCUGGCUACUCAGACUUUGUUUACAAGAGCCACAGGGGAUGAACACAGAUUUGGGAAAAAGUCUCUUCAGCCAUCCACGUCCAAAUUUUGCUCCUCGUCGCUGAACCAACUUUCAUAUUUUAUCCACAGGAACCAAGAGAACCAGAGCGCUGAGGUCACUUUCAUUCUCUUGGGCUUCUCAGAGUACCCGGAACUCCAGCUGCCCCUCUUCCUGGUGUUCCUGACCGUCUACACGGUCACGGUGCUGGGCAACCUGGGCGUGGUCCUGACCAUCAAGCUCAGUCCCAGACUCCACGCCCCCAUGUACUUCUUCCUCAGCCACUUGUCCUUUGCUGACUUCUGUUACUCUACAGUGGUUACACCCAAACUGCUGGAAAACUUGGUUGUAGAAGACAGAACCGUCUCCUUCACAGGAUGCAUCCUGCAGUUCUUCUUUGCCUGCAUGUUUGUUGUGACGGAAACCUACAUGUUGGCAGCAAUGGCCUAUGACCGAUUUGUGGCCGUUUGUAGCCCUCUUCUCUACACGGCUGUGAUGUCUCAGAAGCGCUGUUCCUUGUUGGUGGCUGCGUCAUACUCUUGGAGUGUGGCUUUAAGCAGCCUGGUGAUCAUUCUCACUUCCUAUGUUUUCAUUUUUAUCACUAUCUUGAAGAUGCCCUCCACUGGGGGGCGCCACAAAGCCUUCUCCACCUGUGCCUCCCACCUGACUGCCAUCACCAUCUUCCAUGGGACCAUCCUCUUCCUCUACUGUGUCCCUAACUCCAAAAGUUCAUGGCUUAUGGUCAAGGUGGCCUCUGUCUUUUACACCGUGGUCAUCCCCAUGCUGAACCCUCUGAUCUACAGCCUCAGAAACAAAGAUGUGAAGGAGUCAGUGAAGAAAUUAAUCAAUAUUAAAUUGUUCUGUGAAAAAGUGUAA
Vicugna pacos (alpaca) is the source of this 951-nucleotide messenger RNA. The record is from RefSeq and is a predicted model, not a curated record. Lineage: Eukaryota; Metazoa; Chordata; Mammalia; Artiodactyla; Camelidae.